GCGCAGUACACAUCAUGUCGUCUGCUAGCUGACUUCAGUUCUUGCCCCCCUCCCCCCAACGUUAAGUUGUUUUCACAACUUUCCAACGUCAAACAAGGAGCGCUGGUCUGUCAUGCAGAAGAGGCUGGUACAACUCAACAUGUCCAUGUUCGACCCACACAUGCUGUCCAACCAGACUACAAGGUUUACAAGGAGGUUGGGGAGACCCACAACGCACCAGGGCAUCACGCGGAUGAACAUGACGUUUGCGGGGUGCGGUUUCCUGGGAAUCUACCAUCUGGGCGUGACGUCCUGCCUCCUGAAGCACGGCCAGGCGCUGCUCAGUCAGGUCACCUGCUUCGCGGGGGCGUCGGCGGGGUCACUGGCAGCUGCCAUGAUGGUUCUGGGGAGGGACAGGCUACAGUACUCUCUAGACUUCACUUACGGUGUGGCAGCAGAGAUCAGGGAUCUCCCUCUGGGAGCCUUCAAUCCAAGGUUUAAUAUGCUGGAGAAACUCAGGCAUUUCCUUGAGGAAAUGUUGCCUAGCAACGCUCAUGAGCUGGCCAAUCACAGACUGCACAUAGCAGUGACAAGAGUGAGGGACUCCAGGGGCGAAAUCAUCUCCACAUUCAACAGCAGAGAAGAGCUGAUUCUGAUUCUUCUGGGAAGCUGUUUUAUUCCCUACUAUUGUGGCAGGGAUUAUCCUGUUUUCAGAGGAGAGAAGUGGCUGGAUGGAGGAUGGACGGACAACCUCCCCAGACCCCAGUUUGGAGGCCCCACCAUCACGGUGUCCCCCUUCUCAGGCAACCACGACAUCUGUCCACAGGACAAUCCCGGACGCAACUGGCACUUACACGUCGCCAACCAGUCCCUGAGGGUCAACCCUGCAAACACACGGCGCGGCAUACACGCGCUCAAACCACCUAAACAGGAGGUCUUGGAGGAAUACUACACAAGAGGAUUCCAGGAUAUGGAGAAUUAUCUUAAGGAGAAAGGAUAUUUCGAUGUGGAAGCUCAGAAUGGACUGUAUGUUGAGAGAGAGACUACAGUAUAGCUGACAGUGCAAUCCCCAGAAAGUGUACAAAAGUGGUCAGAGUAAUGCUGCUGUCAUGCUCAAAGUUUUGAUACUGCUGAAGUCUAACAUUGGUGUCGACUGCCAUGGUGAUUUCACUGUUAUUAUGUGUAGCCCAAAGAGGGCGAAUGAUAAAUGGUGACUACUGGUCAAUGUGCACUUAGGUAGCAUAUACUAAUGUAGACUUGGGUGGCAUCAAUGCCAAAAUGCUAGACAAAUUCAGCAACAAUGCAGCAACAAUCCAGCAUCAAUACAGCAACAAUAUCACUACUUUUUCUAGGAGUUUACACAGUCUACAACUGUCAUGCUGCCAUUUUUAUAUGUGUGUCAAUGGUCUCUACAAAUUUUAUGAGAACCGUUUGAAAUGGAUGGUGGUACAAUCUGUAUACUAUUAUAGAUAUCUAUGUUUACCUUUACAGAAGGAAAACAUGUUGUUUUUGCUCUGUUUCUUCUUCUUCUCCAAACACACAAUAACCUGGAUCAGAUGUGUCACCAUGGUAACUGGUGUGGUAGCAGACACCCCAUGGCGUUGGAUUACAUCACAUAACAUAACAUAACAGGACAGAGGGGCUGGUCAUCAUAUACAUGUGUAUAUGAAUGUGUGAGUAAGAAUAAACAGAGCAGUAGUUUUAGUUUAUUAGGCUAGACUACAUGAAGGUAAACAUCAUUACAUUUCUAGUUUUGUGUUUUCUGAGAGUUUAUUUGAUACAACCCUUUACACUGCCAAACAUUGUACUGUCUCUUGUCUUUGCAAAAUCAGUGUAUUUGUAAGACCAAAAUUGUGUGCAGAGGUGUCCAACCUCUGCGUUGUCUUGGUUAGAACUGAUAAUUGAACACAAUGGCUUUGGGAACUGAUUCUGUACCUUUGUCCAAGUGAUGUUAAACUUUCUACCUCAUUAUUGACAAAAAUUCUGCUAGUACUACAGUGUAGUAUAAGAACCAAAGCUGUCAAUAUUUAACAAACACACUGUACAUAGUAAUAAAUCUUGGGAUCAACAACAAACUUCUUGAGUUAUGAUGUACUUAUAGUGUAUAUUUACACGUGAAAUUUGUAGUGACAGCAUCAUAAAUGAUAGGGGUGAAAGAGGAAUGAGAUCCUGAAUUGUGCCAGAAGCUUUCACAAUUUUAUACUGUCUUUCAGCUAGGAAAAACCUUUUGAUAGUAAGAACAGAAUUCAUUCUGGUGUAGAUAAAAGAUAUGUUAUGAUUUUAUGAGUUGUACUGAAGGCAUUUGUAUCUGAUUCUGUAUUGUUACAAGAGCUUGCUUGAUGAGUGCCUAGUAUAUACUGUAUAAUGCCCCUUUCUUGUCUUCCAUUUGUUAUUCAAUGGUGAACUUAU
Molecule: messenger RNA, 2388 nt
Organism: Branchiostoma belcheri (Belcher's lancelet)
Lineage: Eukaryota; Metazoa; Chordata; Leptocardii; Amphioxiformes; Branchiostomatidae
Product: patatin-like phospholipase domain-containing protein 4
Exons: 7
Coding region: 113-1033 (306 amino acids)
Biological process (GO): lipid homeostasis; triglyceride catabolic process
Cellular component (GO): membrane; lipid droplet; cytoplasm
Molecular function (GO): triacylglycerol lipase activity
Source: RefSeq, a predicted model, not a curated record